GGUUGGCAGGGGGACAAACGCCCCUGUAUGAGUGUUACCUCCGAAGUUUCCUUCGACCGUAGGUCCGUAGUGCAUGUGAGGUUUCAAAACUUUCAAAUUUGAAUCCGAAUAGCUUGAUUCUCUAAUCUUCACUUUGACACUUUUUCCCAGUCAUAAGCUCCUUGUCGCUUCCUCCCAAAGCAAGAUCGACCUCACCUUUAUAUUCAUCUUUCUUUUGCAAUUCUAUGGCCACUAAUCAUAGCCUUUUAAGAGUGGCGAUCGAGGUGUAAACAGGGAGAGAGAGAGAGAAAGAAGGCGAAGAUGUCGGAUUGGGGGCCGGUGUUCGUUGCGGUGGUGCUCUUCAUCGUGCUCACGCCGGGGUUGCUCAUUCAGGUACCAGGAAAGCACCGAUUUAUAGAAUUCGGCAGCUUCCAGACAAGUGCGAUUUCCAUACUGAUUCAUUCCAUCCUCUACUUUGCACUCAUAUGCAUCUUCUUGUUAGCUGUUGGAGUCCACAUGUACAUGGGCUCGUAGCCCCCACAUCUACAAGUUCCCAAGUUCCUACGAUUGGUGUGUGCUCUUCUGUUUGAUAUAAUGUGUCUGAAAUCAAAUUAUUUGUACUGCAGGUUUACGAUUUCUCUGUCGAUUUCACCUAUUAAUGGAAAAUGGUUUGUUUCUGA
This is a messenger RNA of Alnus glutinosa, 659 nucleotides long. RefSeq lists its product as uncharacterized. NCBI's taxonomy places the organism in Eukaryota, Viridiplantae, Streptophyta, Magnoliopsida, Fagales, Betulaceae. The record is from RefSeq and is a predicted model, not a curated record. The transcript has a single exon. The coding region runs from base 301 to 513 and encodes 70 amino acids.